Penicillium coprophilum is the source of this 1446-nucleotide messenger RNA. RefSeq names its product Amidase. The record is from RefSeq and is a predicted model, not a curated record. The transcript has 7 exons. Bases 1 to 1446 code for a protein of 481 amino acids. NCBI's taxonomy places the organism in Eukaryota, Fungi, Ascomycota, Eurotiomycetes, Eurotiales, Aspergillaceae.
AUGACCGUCAACGUCCUCACAAUCAACGCGGUUGACCUGCAGCAGCUACUCGAAGAGAAAAAGACCACGAGUGCUCAUAUUGUUGAAACGUAUUUGGCACAAAUCCAUCGCUAUGAGCCUGCACUCAAUGCGCUGAUUUCGCCUGCCCCGCGCGAUCAGGUCCUUAAAAUCGCCGAGGCUCGAGAUGAUGAGCGCCAGAAGGGGCAAAUCCGAGGCCCAUUUCAUGGAAUUCCCAUAAUUCUGAAAGACAGCUUUGUAACCGCGUCGGAGCUUGGUAUGAGCACUACAGCUGGAUCACAUGCGUUCGUUGGAGCCAGGGCGUCAAAGAACGGAGCUAUCACCCAGCGGCUGAUUGAUGCUGGUAUGAUUAUCUUGGGAAAGGCUAAUAUGACUGAAUUUGCUGGCAUGAAAAUGACCAUGAUGAUGCCCGGUUGGUCUGCUCAUGGCGGUCAAACUCUGUCGCCGUAUGUUGGAAAAAUAGAGGAUGACGAGAAGAUACUUGGCCAUUCGGCUCCUGGCGGCUCAUCCACUGGCUCUGCGGUCGCUGUAGCCGCUGGAUUUAGCCCUCUUGCCAUGGCCACUGAGACCGUAGGUUCUAUUGUGACCCCAUCAACACGAGCCGGCCUUUAUGCACUGAAGCCUACUCCCGGGGCCCAGGAUACUACUGGGUUAUACACCAUGACCGAGUUCUUUGACAGUCCGGGGCCCAUGGCAAAGUCAGCAGCUGACGUUCGUGUUCUUUGUGAAAUUCUACUCGGUCGCCUGUUUACCUCCCCCCAAUUGGGCUCUUGGCAAGGUCUUUUGGUGGGCUUCCUAGAUCCAAAGACUUGGAGCUUAUCCCCAGACCUUUGUCCGCAGUUAGAGGAAGAAUACGAGGAGACGAUUUCCGCUCUACGAAACGGAGGCUGUGCUCUAAAAUAUCCAGUCCAAUGCAGUGACCCCUCGGCCUUACCGACUACUAUAUUGCCAAUCGCAUAUUGGGAUUUUAGGAAUCUCUGCAUCCCUCAGUUUAUUUGCUGUUUCGACGAGUGCCCUGUAACAAGCGUUGCAGAUAUCGUCGAGUUCAAUAGAAAAAACAGCGAAAAAGCCCUUCCAGCUCCAUUCAUCGAGCAGAAUGAUCUGGAAGGAGCAAUGGUCGCCACAGAAGAAAAACAUCAGAUAGAUAAACUCAAACAGGACCUUCGCAGCGCUGCGAGAGCUAUUUUGGAUGAUCUAUUUGACAAAGAAAACAUCAAUGUCCUGGUAGCUCCGGGGGACUCCUCGUUAUGUGUUCAUGCUGCAGCAGCAGGGUAUCCUGUUGCCACAGUCCCAAUUGGACAACUUCGCUACAAUGGCCGGCCGUUUGGUCUAUGUCUGGUGGCCAAAGCAGAUGAGGAGAAAACACUAUUGCGGUUCAUGGCAGUGUAUGAAAAGGUUGCUAAGCCUCGUCCGGUUCCUACCUUUUGA